Molecule: messenger RNA, 4984 nt
Organism: Acanthaster planci (crown-of-thorns starfish)
Lineage: Eukaryota; Metazoa; Echinodermata; Asteroidea; Valvatida; Acanthasteridae
Product: ATP-dependent DNA helicase Q5-like
Biological process (GO): double-strand break repair via homologous recombination; regulation of DNA-templated transcription
Cellular component (GO): chromosome; cytoplasm; nucleus
Molecular function (GO): nucleic acid binding; ATP binding; 3'-5' DNA helicase activity
Source: RefSeq, a predicted model, not a curated record
CCAGCAUUUAAAUACCCUGUACGUCAUGUGCAUGCACUCGUGCACAUCAGAUAGAUGUGUGCUUACUGCAUGUACAUUGUAGUCGAAAAAAAAAUCAGUUUGCUAAUUGGCCGGGCAGCGGCAACAUACUUCAGUGAAAUAUCAAGUUAUAUUCAAAUUUCAUCGGUUUUUAGCCCAAGAGAUGACUGCAAGUGCCACCGAAUCAACGUUAAUUCACCUUUGAUGUUAAAUUGGAGAAGUCGGUGUCUGCAGUUAUGCCUAAAAAGUCUAGCAAGCAUGUUGCAAGCAAGAGAAUCACUGACUUCAUGCGCCCAGACUCUGCCAAGACAUCAGAUGCAUCCAGCCCAUCUUCUUGCCAGGAGAAAUCUGCCCUUGAGAUGGUCGAUAACAGGCAUGACAGACUCAAAGUUGAUGCUGUACAGAGGACCCUUGAGACAGUCUUCAAGCACAAGACCUUCAAGAGCUCAUUGCAGCAGAAAGCUGUGGAAACGGUCACCGAAGGAAAGAAAGAUGUAUUUGUUUCCAUGCCAACGGGUUCAGGUAAAUCCUUGUGUUAUCAGCUUCCAGCAUUAGUGAGGCCUGGUGUCACUCUUGUUGUCUCUCCACUCUUGGCUCUGAUCCAAGAUCAGCUGGAGCAUCUCGACCAGAUGAAGAUACCAGCCGAGACGUUAAACUCACAGAUACAAGGUGAGAAGAGACUAGCUAUCUUGGCAGACAUCUCCAGCAAGACGCCUUCCAUCAAACUUCUCUACAUCACCCCAGAGCUUGCUGCCACCAAUAACUUCCAGUCCAUUUGUCGCUCCCUAGCAAGUCGUAACCUCCUCUCCUUGAUAGUCAUAGAUGAGGCUCACUGUGUCUCUCAGUGGGGACACGACUUCAGGCCAGACUAUCUGAAGCUCGGAAGCCUACGUGUCAAGUUUCCCCUGGUACCUUGCAUUGCUUUGACUGCCACGGCAACACCUCACGUGCAGAAAGAUAUUCUUGACAACCUGAAGCUGAAAGAGCCAAUUGCAAUCUUCAAGGCUAGCUGUUUCAGAAAGAAUCUCUUCUAUGACGUUGUGUUCAAAGAUCUUCUUGAGGAUCCAGUGCAGGACUUGAAGGACUUUGCCACUGGAGUGCUGCAGAAAGACAAGGAGGAAGGGGGUAUCAACGGUUGUGGCAUCAUCUACUGUCGUACUAGAGAUGCCUGUGCUGCAGUAGCUAAUCGUCUGACUCGUCUUGGCUUACCAUCCGAGGCGUACCAUGCUGGCUUGAAGAGCUCCCAGCGCUUACAAGUACAGAAUGACUGGGUAGACGGCAGGACACCAGUUAUUGUAGCCACAGUCAGUUUUGGUAUGGGUGUGGACAAGGCGACUGUCAGGUUUGUGGCCCAUUUCAACAUUGCUAAAUCCAUGGCAGGGUAUUACCAAGAAUCGGGUCGUGCUGGACGGGAUGGCAGGCCAGCUAGCUGUCGUCUGUACUACUCUAGAGAUGAGAGGAAUCAAGUGGCUUAUCUGAUCACUCAGGAAAUGGCUAAGGCUAAGUCAAAAGAAGAACAGAGGUCUGGGGCAUCAAAUGGAAGUGUGAUUAAUAAACAUGGGAAAGCAAGCUUACAGAGCUUUGAAUCUCUCGUCAAGUUCUGUGAAGAGGAAAAGUGCCGCCACCUUGCAAUGUCAGAUUUCUUUGGUGACAGCCCACCAAACUGCAGCGGUUCCUGUGACGUGUGUAAGUCGCCGGCCGAAGUCAGCCGACAGCUGGAAUAUCUCAAGCGAGGUGUCCUGGCCAAUUCCAAGAAGAAGACGGAUCGAUCGGGACGCACCUGUAUCAUGGAAGACACUAAGGGCAAAGUAGAUAAGGAUCUGUAUGGAGAGGGGCGGUAUGGAGCUGACAGCUACUAUGAUGGCAGAUACAAGGCAAAGGAUGACAGCAGUGACAGUGACGGUGAUGAUGAUGACAAGGCAGCAGCCAGAGAGCGUACAAACAUGAUCAAAGCUGAGUUUGAGAGGAGAAAGAAGAAUCAAAGCAAGCCAGCUGAAACUGAUUUUGUCAAACCUGAUGAGGAUUGCCCCUUGAGAGACGCAGCCAACUCCAAGAUCCCAGGCCUGACUGUCAAGUCCAGAGAACACUGUCUGCAGCUGAUAGAGAAGGCUCUUCGAGACAACUUUGAGCAGUUUUUUAAGAAUAACUCCAACAGGUUAAUGGCCAGUGAAUGGGAAUCCCAUGGCCAGGCCAUUGUUGCAGAGCAUGAGAUUUUCAAGAUAUCGAGACGUAGCAAUAUGUACAAAGCCAAGAUCCUCAGUCUGGUGAGCAAUAUCAAGAAGGCUACCAAGGAAGCAGACAUCCAUGAGAUAUUCCUUAAAGGAAACAAAGAGAAGACGGAAGACUCUGCUGCCAAUGUGCAGCUAGACAAUCAGGAAGUACUUUCUGCUGCUACAAACCAGACUGACGAGGCAUCAACGUCCAACAACAAACUGUUUGUUGGUUUUCAGACUGUCUCUUCUCUCCUUGCCGCACCACGCCAAGCAAGCAGUAAGAAGGGAGAUCCUGGUGCAGGCACACCGUCAAGACUUGAGGAAGAAUCCUACCGGAAUUUGGAUCCCACAAGUCCCCAUAAGUCUGGUUUCCAGACGGUCUCCUCGCUGGUAUCGCAAGGGGUGUGGGCAGGCAGCGAUUCCAAACCCAAGGUGGGAAAUGGCAAGAGAGUACAAAACAGCCAGAGCAACUUAGCCGGAUGUAGCUCAGGACUUCUGAAAAUGACGGCGAGAGCAGAGGCAUUGCACAAAGACAAAUCAUCAGUAUGGGUGCCAUCAGGUGAUUCCUCGGGUCCUACAGCAACACGGGACGGUCUCAAGGACAAUCAGGGAUAUUAUGCACCAGGAUGCAAUGAAAAAAGUAAUGAGGCAUGCGACACUAUUGAUGGGAGAAUGAAACCUUUAUUCGCUGACUCUGAGCAUCCAAGCAACGUUCCAGAUACCUGUCCAAGGGAUCUCACUGUCAACCACGCUGAUGCAGCCUCCGGGGAUUGUUUAGAUGAUGACAUCAGUGCAGCUCCUCACCCAACUUCUACUGGUACAUGUAUCCUAAAUGCUGCUGCAGAACGUUGUAAAGACCGCCCAGAACUAACCAAAGAGUGUGUAUCAGACCAUUCAGGCAGGGGGUGUCCUUCAAUGGAACCUACCGAGGGAACAUCUGUAUCUUAUCAUCCCAGUAUUUCUGGUCAUGACUUGAAGAUAUCGAACCGGAAGAGAACAAGCAAUUCCGCCCUCAAGCAUCCAAACUCUUCAAAGAGGCCAAAGCUGUCAAGCCAAGAUGACCAGACCGCUGCAAAGAACAACUCUGGCAGCAGUAGCUCAGAUGAGAGCAAGCCCAAGAGAACUGUGACCUUUGACCCAGGCACGGUGGACAAUGAGAAGUCACGAGAAGACGGAGGGGAUCAGAAAGGGUCAAAGGUUAAAGAUGUUCGCCGCUUGGCAGCAGACGUCGUGGUGAAGUUAUUGACGCCAUAUUACAAGGACAAUAAAUUUGGCUCAAAAGAUUUGUUCAAGAUGCUUGCUAAGCGGCUUGCUCACCAGAUAACACUGGAUGGUGCACUCACCAAACGGCCAUUAAAGGAUAAAGCUAAGAAACUUGUCAAGGAUUACUUCAAGAAGCAUGCCCUGUGUAACCAAGAAAGCGACCUUCCCUCAGCUCCCUUGCAUCAAUGAUAGUGGCUCUAAGCCAGCGAAGCAGGUGUUUAGCAGGCAAGAAGCAGCAAGUGACAGAUUGGCAUCUUUAUCCAGGGGAAACAGAAAUAUUUUCGGUCAUUCUUUGGGGAAUGAGCUGGUGCAUUAUCCUCCGGGAGCAGAAGCACCCCCUCAUCGGUUGAAAAGAGCUGUGUUGGUCAGGAGUGUUCAUUUUGCUGGUAGCGAUGGGACCGCAACGCUCGCAUUUCUUUAUUGUUUGAAAGAUAUUUGUUUAUUUUUAAGUUUGUAAACUUGAAUCCAGGGAACAGAAAUCCCUUUUAAAGGUAAUAGAAGAUACAGAAGGAAAUAUUUCAGGUAUGGUUCUUGCUAAAAUUCAGAAAAUCUAGGCGAAGUUAUAUUUUAUGUUUGUCUUGCAUAAGAAAAAAAAUCAGGUUUCAUUGCUGUUUAAUCUUUUGUGAUUUUAUCUUUGUUAUUACUCUCCGUAAUUUUUAAUUUGGUCAAAAAUCACUGCAUUGUAGCUGUUUAUUCCCAAUAUUUAUGACUGGAGAAAAAAAGUCCUGAGUUUAUUUCACAAUUUUACACAAAAUGUGGCCCUACAGGCUUUGCUAACUGAACAGUACAGCUUAGUGCAGACAUUAACUGUAGGAAAUGAACUUACCAAUGGCUUCAUACCACCCAAAGCUUAUAUUUGCCAGUUUUAUAGUCAUAAUGGAAAGAGAGUAAGAUUAGCGUUUUAAGAGUAGGGACUUUGAUUUGAGCAACUUUGUCUACAUAUAGAUCAUAUUCUCUCAGUUUUCAGUAAGCCCGAUCUGUGGGGAAUAAUAUUUGUAUUAGAAAUACUUAAAAACGUUUUUGCAAGCAAGUUGAAACUCCAUGUGAUGAAGAGAUACAGAUGUGAUUUAAGUUUUACGUGUUGAAAAAUGUCCCCAGUUGUUGUUGUUUGCCUGUUCGUUCAGAAAACAAAAGCCUCACUGGGAGGUGUAACUACAUACAACUAAAGUGAAAACGAAGGUGCACAUUGCAACACAAAUGAAUGCAUAUUAACAAUAUUCAAUGUUAUGUCAUGAUGUUUUGUCGGAUGGCAUCAUCAACUAUAUAAAUUAAACUUGUUGAUUCCACGGUAAGAAUAAUAAGUCUCUAUCUUUAGCCCGCUGAGAGUCUUGGCAACUUUGUUGCUUCUGCAAUAUUUAAAAGUGGGCUUCAGCUAGCCUAUUAGAAGAGAAUGAAAUUGUUUAUACAUUUAUUUAUAACUGAUUUAUAUGUACUGAAAACAAAACCUAAAAUUUGAGAAAGGUAUCAGUAAAUGUCCUGAAUCAAUGAUA